Messenger RNA from Cordyceps militaris CM01, 1155 nucleotides. RefSeq names its product protein kinase domain-containing protein. NCBI's taxonomy places the organism in Eukaryota, Fungi, Ascomycota, Sordariomycetes, Hypocreales, Cordycipitaceae. Bases 1 to 1155 code for a protein of 384 amino acids. The transcript has a single exon. Gene Ontology annotation, molecular function: ATP binding; protein kinase activity. The record is from RefSeq and is a predicted model, not a curated record. Gene Ontology annotation, biological process: protein phosphorylation.
AUGACUGGUCUACACUGGACAUUCGAGCAUCUCGUCAAGUAUACGAGCCAUCCCUCGUUUCCGUCAUCGACUCUCAAUCCACUCAUCAAGAGACUCCUCGCCAGCGACCCGAAUGCAUACAUCUUCGGCGUCGGCGGCCAUUCCGUGGUGCUGCGCAUCGCACCCGACGUCGCCGCCAAGGUGGCGCUCGAGCCGGGCGACGAGCACCUCCGUCACGAGCAGGCCAUCCUUGCCUCGCUGGCCGGCGACGCGGGCAGCCCGCACCUGAUCCGGUCCUACCUGCACGCCGCCGACGUCAGCUUCCUCGAGCUGGUCGAGAACGGGAAUCUGCACGAGCGGAUGCGCAGGGCAGGCAGGCCGCCGCGGCCGGUGCUGCUGCGCUGGAUGCUGCAGCUGGCGCACGCGGCCGCCUGCCUGGAGACGCUCGGGUACGCGCACGGCGACAUCGACCCGCGCAACAUCCUGGUCGACGCCGAGGACCAGGUGCGGCUCAUCGACUUUGACCACGCGCUCCGGCCCGGCGCGGAACUCGACGUCGGCGAGGAGCCGUACGUCCGGCAGAGCAUGGAGCCCCAGGGCGGCCAGUUCGGCUUCGCCGGCCCCGUCACGGAGCAGUUUGCGCUCGGCUCCGUCUUCUGGUACAUGGCGCGCGGCGCCCAGAUGUACGCGGAGCUGCCCGGCCACGAGCGCGUCGACCGCCUGAUCCGCGGCGACUUUCCCGCCACCGAUCCGCACGACCCCGUGGACGGCAUCAUCCGCCGCUGCUGGGAGGGCGGCUACGCCACCGUCGUGCACCUUGUCGACGACAUCCAGCGCGUGUCCGGACUGGAGCUGCCGACCCGGACGCCCGGACGCCUCGGCCACAUGCAGGAGCGGAGGCGGUUCUGCGAGGAGUACUGCAGACUGGCAAACUUGACUGUGAUCCAAAGUAACGCGAAAGAAGAAAAUGAUGCAUGUUUCGACACCGCCAGCGCCCGAAACAACACUGAAAAAUGCGGCGAGGUUGCCGACAUCAGUCACGCCACUCCCAUUGUGGCAGGAAAAUCUUCAAUGCCGACGGGGUAUCAAUCAAAUCAGCCAAAUCGACAACUCCCAAUGAAGACGUCAAUGCUGCGCUUCCGCACGCGCGCAAAGUCCGUGUGCAAUUUUCUUUAG